GAAAAGUAAUGUUGAGAAUGAUUACCGGUGUUUUCUUCUAUUUUUGACAAUCUUGAGAAGUUCUGGGCGAGCGUGUGUCCAAAUUUAGCCUUUUUUUCUGUGUCAAACUGGCAAGCCGGCUGGGGACUGUUUGAUGGACUAGAUUGCUAGUAGAAAUUUAAACAAUAUUUAUACUCUCGGCUAAUGUAUUUUUUCAGCUAGUCAUUAACGGACGUUUUCAACUCUAUUGAGUAGUCUAUGUAGCUAACUGAAAGGAGCGAUACUGAAGACACCGUUCGCUGUUUUAGAAGAACAAAAAAGUCGGAACGCUUUGAAGAAAUAGGCUAUGGGCGUAGUGCUUUUGGCGUCACAGUGCCAUCUGUUGUUGUAACAACAAACUGACAUUUAAAGUCUAGACUUCGUGUAUAAGACGACCCUGCUUUUUUCGGAAUAUUACGUUAAAUAGGAGUUAGAGUUAAUCCAUUCGUUCAUGAGUGUGGAAAUUUGGAUGAUAUUGAAAUAUCCUAAUCCCACAGAAAGACAGGUGCCAUGAGUAUGGUAAUCCCUUUCUUGGCUUCAUGCCCACUUAAUUCAUUAUCGUAUGGAGAGAGGAGCUGCCAGCAAAGAUGACCAUUUACCAGCCUCAGUAAAGGAGGGGCCCCAUUUAUAACUGAGAGCACUCUUUACACACUGACGGCUCCAUGAGCUCAUGUCAAAAUGUGUUACCAUGUGAAGGUUGGAAAGGGGUAUGGUUUAAAACAUACAACUUGUUCAUUGGGAGAAGGCGAGUGUGACUGAUGUUUUACUAAUCGUCAAGAAGGUGCUGUACCAAGAAAUUCCAUUGGGAUAUUAUCAACCUCACACAGUCAUGACUGAAGGGAAGAGUCUGGAGAAACCUGAGGAGAGGAGAGGGAGGCUAACUGCUGUACUGGCUUUGGCCACCCUCAUAUCAGCCUUUGGAUCUUCCUUCCAGUAUGGCUACAACGUAGCUGUUGUGAACUCUCCAUCGCUGUUUAUGAAGCAGUUUUACAACACCACCUACCUGGAGCGUUACGGCCGACCAAUGGAAGAAACCUUCCUGACUCUUCUAUGGUCCCUGUCUGUGUCCAUGUACCCUCUGGGGGGCUUCCUAGGAUCUCUGCUGGUGGCACCCCUGGUCAACAAGCUGGGAAGGAAAGGAACCCUCCUUUUCAACAACAUCUUCUCCAUCGUCCCUGCCAUCAUAAUGGGAGUGAGCGAGAUCGCCAAGUCAUACGAGAUUAUCAUCUUUGCUCGAGUUUUAGUGGGCAUCUGUGCAGGGUUGUCAUCCAACGUUGUCCCCAUGUACCUGGGAGAGCUUGCCCCUAAGAACAUGCGGGGUGCGAUUGGCAUCGUGCCCCAGCUCUUCAUCACCGUAGGCAUCCUCAGCGCCCAGGUUCUGGGCAUCAGAAACAUCCUGGGAAACAGCACAGGCUGGCCUUUGAUGCUGGGCCUGACAGGCAUCCCUGCCCUGGUAGAGCUGCUGCUCCUGCCGUUCUUCCCUGAGAGCCCCAGGUACUUGCUCAUCCAGAAGGGGGAUGAGAAAACCGCCAAGAGAGAGCUGCAGCGCCUACGAGGCUGGGAGGACGUGGAAACCGAGCUGGAUGAGAUGCGUCUGGAGGACCAAUCAGAGCAAGCCGAAGGGCGUCUGUCAGUGCUUUCUCUCCUAUCACAGCGCUCUCUUCGCUGGCAGCUUAUCUCCAUCAUAGUCUUGAACAUGGGCCAGCAACUGUCAGGGGUCAAUGCUAUCUAUUACUAUGCAGAUAGUAUUUAUGGCUCUGCAGGAGUUGAGGAAAAUGACAUCCAGUAUGUGACUGUCGGAACUGGGGCUGUUAAUGUUUUUAUGACCAUAACUGCGGUGUUCAUUGUGGAGGCUUCAGGGAGAAAGCUGCUCCUCCUCAUUGGCUUCGGGAUCUGCUGUGGAGCCUGUGUUGUCCUGACCGUGGCUCUCAGACUCCAGGACAGUGUGGAUUGGAUGCCCUACAUCAGCAUAGCCUGUGUCAUUUUGUACGUCAUUGGACACGCCAUUGGCCCCAGUCCCAUUCCAGUUGUGGUGACCACAGAGAUGUUCAGGCAGUCCUCCAGGUCAGCUGCGUUCAUGGUGGCAGGAUCUGUACACUGGUUGUCCAACUUCACUGUAGGACUGGUGUUCCCUUUCAUGGAGAAAGGACUAGGACCAUACAGUUUCCUAAUCUUCUCUGUGAUCUGCCUGGUUACCCUGAUCUACACCUGGCUGGUGCUCCCAGAGACCAAAAACAACACCUUCCUGGAGAUUAGCCAAAUGUUUGCCAAGAGAAACAAGGUAGAGAUCAGGCUGGGCGAUGAAAACAGUCCUACCAAUGCGACAGGAUGUCUGAAGGAAGUAGAGAUGGUCUCUACCUUCUGAGAGAGAUGUGACCUCUUAUCACUUGUCGUCCAGAACCAGACAAAGAACUUUAAACUCUGGUGGAAUGUGGAAUGGAAUUGACAAUAUAUGUCAAAUAAAUUAACAAUGUGAAUACCCAAGUAAUUUAGAAUUUUAUUGAGGAUUAUAAAUUAUAAUUGGCAGAUAUAUUUGAAAGCUCUCUCCCUGUGUUCCACGUCUAGAAUAUAAUCUGCUAUUCAUUAAACAUUUGACAAUGUCAGAGAGAGUUUUUACAGA
This is a messenger RNA of Osmerus eperlanus (European smelt), 2638 nucleotides long. Its product is annotated as solute carrier family 2, facilitated glucose transporter member 5-like. The record is from RefSeq and is a predicted model, not a curated record. Gene Ontology annotation, molecular function: hexose transmembrane transporter activity. Bases 848 to 2383 code for a protein of 511 amino acids. The transcript has 14 exons. Gene Ontology annotation, biological process: monosaccharide transmembrane transport. Gene Ontology annotation, cellular component: plasma membrane. Lineage: Eukaryota; Metazoa; Chordata; Actinopteri; Osmeriformes; Osmeridae.